Molecule: messenger RNA, 912 nt
Organism: Saprolegnia parasitica CBS 223.65
Lineage: Eukaryota; Oomycota; Saprolegniomycetes; Saprolegniales; Saprolegniaceae
Exons: 1
Coding region: 20-844 (274 amino acids)
Biological process (GO): carbohydrate metabolic process
Cellular component (GO): extracellular region
Molecular function (GO): cellulose binding
Source: RefSeq, a predicted model, not a curated record
CCUCGCCUUGUCCAUUACCAUGAAGGCUGCGCUCAUCCUCACGCUCACGUCGGCCGUUGUCGCGGACACGCUUGAAGCCGAAGCCAAGGUCGUCGACGUCUGGGGCCAGUGCGGCGGCAAGUACCACAACGGCGACACGGCGUGUGCCAGCGGCUCGUUUUGCAAGUUCUACAACGAGUGGUUCUCGCAGUGCCAGCCCGGCGGCAACGGCCAAGUCGGUCUCUGGGGCCGAUGCGGCGGCAAGGACUACGAUGGCGACACCCAGUGCACGCCCGGGAACGAGUGCAAGGUCUGGAACGACUACUACUCGCAGUGCGUCCCUGGCACUGCGACGCCGACGACGGCGCCUCCGGAGGACGUCGCGGUCCCCCUCAACUGGCUGCAAUCGGACGCGGUGUGCUACAACCCGAUGGACGGCGACAGCGACACGGUGGCGAAUGGCAUCACGUCGUUCGACGCGUGCAUCAUUGAAGCCAACAAGCGCGGCAAGAAGUUCGCCAACUGGGACGACCAAACCCGCGAGUGCACGGUGCUCCAGGACGCCGACUCGUACCGGCUCAGCCGAUCGUGCAAGAGCGCGGCCAAGUACAACCUCGACAAGUGGAAGUGCUGGGGCAACCACGACUACUGGAACAACGACGUCGGCAAGUCGACGACGCGCUUGGACCAGUGCCUCGACGCGUGCGAAAACUUUAGCGAGGGUGGCAAGAAGUGCAACGCCGUGUACUGGGUGCAGCACUGGGACAGCGACAAAGGCGUCUGCAACUACAAGUACAUUCCCGACACGAGCAAGGCCCCGUUCGUCGACGAUAUUGGCGGGACGGCGUGCGCCCGCCGCUCGUAAAGAAGCAGCACAUUUUGAGGCCGCAUGGACGAUAACCCAACGACUAACUACAUGUUCUUUCAUACCCA